AUGUGUGGUAUGAUGAACGCUGCAAGGUCGUCUAAGACCGUAUUUAAUUUUACUCUAUCGACUGGUAAUACAAUACCUGAUAAAAACCUUGGUCCAACGCGUGAUCAUACAACUAAUUCAACAUCCGGUGGUUUUCUCUAUUGGGAUCGACACCUACCACUUACUUCAACAGAUUAUGGAACAAUAUAUACAUCAACAGUCGUUGUUGAAAAUUUUAAUCUGUGCGUUAAAUUUGCUUAUUACGUAAAAUCAACGGCCAUUAACAAGAAUGGAACAACGAUCAUUCUCUUUUCUUCUUACUCUAUUUCACGAAUCAUAUGGUUUCGAUCAUUAGAUGAUAGUCAAGGAUGGCAGACGGCUAUUGCCCCUGUUAAUGACUAUCUUUAUGACAAAACAUUUUCAUUUUAUGUCAAUCAAACACAAUCAGUACCAGUAUCAGUCGCUUUUGAUGAUAUUGAAAUUGAUCAAUGUACCACUUUAACACCAACAACGACCACAACAACAACUAUGACCACGACAACGACUACAACCACAAAAACAAGUACUAGUUCAACAACACUUACGACAAUAAUAAGUAGUAGUUCAACAAUAACUAGGAAAACAUCGACUCCUGUUCAAACCACUCCAAUCAAAUGUGGAACAAAAUUAAAUUAUAUCGUGAAUGCAAGAAGUGGAAGUCAUAGUUAUGAAGGCUAUGGUUUAGGUUCAAUAUACAACAAUAUUCUUAUUAAUAUAGAAGCAAUUAAUUACAUUAAUAUUAAUGAAUAUGAUGGAAUUAGUACAUUUGGAGCUGGUGCAAAAAAUUGUUGUGAAUGGAUGGGACUUGCUGGUCAUGCAUUUGGUGAUGGUCAAGGUUUUCUCGGUCGAUUACAUGGAUUAUUAUCCGAUAAUAUUUUGGAAAUGAAAACUAUUAAUAUUCAAGGUAAAUAUAUUUUAGUGAUAUAG
Rotaria sp. Silwood1 is the source of this 945-nucleotide messenger RNA. The record is from the annotation of a GenBank genome assembly. Lineage: Eukaryota; Metazoa; Rotifera; Eurotatoria; Philodinida; Philodinidae.